UAAUUUUAUAGAAAUUUAUAAUUACGAAUUGAGUAAAAUUGUAGAUAUUUCUUCAAACCCACAAUUCGGCAGGAUCGCGUUCACAUAAAGGCCAGUAAGUAUAAUGAAGAAGAGUCGAGACUGUAGUCUACAAUUUGUUGGGUUGGUAUUCUAAGAGGUCACAUUCACUCAAUAAAGGACGACUAUCCCCGAAUAAUUAAUUAAAAAUAAGUUACAUAAGUUGAGUGGUAAAUAGGAAAUGCUUCCCAUAUUCUUAUCGUGUGUGAAACGUCCUUGUGCCGGGAAAAUUUCAGUCUGUUUAUGAAACGACAUUCUAAUCGACAACGUGUAAUUUAUAGAUAAGAAAAUGUUGAUAUCAAAUGCAAAGUUACUUUUCAAAUCUCGCUCAAUUGUCCGAUCAAAUGGACAUGCUCACAUUAUUUAAAACAUCAUAUGUAUCUAUUGAUUUGAAAGUUUCUAAAAAGGUUUUUAAAAAAAGGAAUCAGAAACUAUCUUAAACCUGAAUGAAGAUUUCACUCUUAUCUUAAACACAUGCCGUUUUUAUAUUUUGAUUGCGUUUUUAUUACACGUUUGUUGAAUGCAGUAGUUUUGUGCCGUUUUUCCCGGCGUCUAUGAGUUGUUUUCUGAACAUAGUUAUGGUGGCGUUUGGAUUGGAUUACAUUGCAGAGUUUAACGUUUUUACACGUUAAACGCUGAAUACUUUCAAAACAUUCCAAACAAACGAUUCAAUGGCAGACAUUCAUUUCAAUUGAUUUCAAUUGAUUAAGAAGUAUGUCCAAAAAUUUUCAUCUUCUGGUAAAUAUAUGCACACAAUUUCAGAUUGACGUUAUAAAUAAAAUUUUUGAAUUUUGCUGUCUUUGCCUACUUUUAGACCAUUAAUGACGUGUUUGUGAGCGAUUUGUUUCAAUCUUGACAAUCAAAAAUUUCGAGGAAUUCUGGCAAUAGAAAAAGCCAAUCUAUUCUUAUCAAGAGUAAGCACAUCAGCAUUAUCUCCGCCAUCUCAAUCUUUAAUAUAUGCUUAGCGAUGCUGUAAAAUGGACAUAUACUGCUCCCUCCUUUUAUUACUUUUAAAGAGUAUAGCAGCACAGUUAGACGAGACACCUCUUUAUGGCAAAAAAAAAAGGAAGGAAAGAAAAUCUAAUUGGAAAACAGGAAUUCAAUAAAUUUAAAAAAAAGUCUUUUUUUGCUUAUAUAGACUUAGAGUAAUGCGCUGUAAUUAUUUUUGUGAUUGAACUUUAUUAAAAUAUGGUAACCUGUUCCGAAAGAAAUUUAUAAUUUCAAGUGACUAUUCAAUAAAGAGUGAAUUUUGUAUUUAUUUCGUGAUUGAUAAUGUGUCCUUUGGUAAUUGUAAAAUCCUUUGGAAGUGGGAAAUCGGAAGAAAUCAUUAAAAAUAUUUUAAAGGUCACCGAUCAGCAAGAAGAACAACUAGAAUUCAAAUUUGAUUCCUUUAACUUGAGAGCGUAUAAAUGUGAUCUUAUCACUAAAUAUUAUGAAACACAAGUUGCUUUGUUUGGAUUUGAUGAAGAUUUGACAUCAAUACCUUCAGAUAUUUUAAAGAAUAUUGAGGCGGCGUUAUUCUAUUUCGAUUCAGAUGACAGAUCAUUUCUGUCAAAGGUAGACUCAUUAUGCAACUUUGUUAAAUGCAAUAAGAUCCAAGUUGCGGCACUUAUCACACGAAAUAUUUCUGAAGAUGAUCGGCACGGUAUUACUUACGGUGAAUUAAAAAAACUUUGUAAAUUCUGCUUUGACAUUGUCGAUCUGAAUGAUCAAAAUGAUCAAAAUGAUCUCGAACUUAACGGAUGUGGAGAGUACACCGAAGUAUUGGAUCUUUUAAAAAAUUAUAUAUGGUCAAAUGUGAAACAUUCGCAACAUAUUAAUGAUGCAUCACAUGAAUCUUCGUCCGAUAUCGAUGGCAUGGAGGAGCAACUGAAUAGUUUUGAAGAGCUACUUAAAAAAGUUCAAAAUUUUAAAGAAACCUCGAAAACGUUAAGUAGAGAGGAAGUGUUAAAUAAUGCUGAAAAAUUAGCCGAACUUUUUGUAAAUAUCAUUAACGAUGAUUAAGUUAAGUACAUGAACACAUAAAAUUAUUGCUGUUAUGUUGAUUGUAUAUAAAUAGUGAUACGCUUUAAAAUAAUAAUUGAUAAAGAAAAUACAUUCGAUAAGUGAUUAUUACUUAAAACAGAAAAUAUUUCCACCUAACAAACAUUAAUCGACUUUACCAAAACUUCAUCAUAGCAUUUUUAUUACAUUCUGUUUCGCGAAAUCGAAAGUUUCCAAUAUGAGAUAUUCAAUUGUCGACUACUCGUUUACUCAUUGUACGACUGGCUAGAAAUGAUUCCAUACCAUUUGUGAAGGAAUUCGAAUAAAUAAUUAAAUUUCAGAGAAUAUAUUAUAUAUUACAUCGACUUACCAGUACUAAAUGUGCAUACGC
This is a messenger RNA of Glossina fuscipes, 2431 nucleotides long. RefSeq lists its product as uncharacterized. The record is from RefSeq and is a predicted model, not a curated record. NCBI's taxonomy places the organism in Eukaryota, Metazoa, Arthropoda, Insecta, Diptera, Glossinidae. The transcript has 4 exons. Bases 1330 to 2061 code for a protein of 243 amino acids.